Molecule: messenger RNA, 654 nt
Organism: Haemonchus placei
Lineage: Eukaryota; Metazoa; Nematoda; Chromadorea; Rhabditida; Trichostrongylidae
Source: the annotation of a GenBank genome assembly
GCCAAGAUUAUGCCGUAUAGACCUGAAGCCGAUCUUAAGCGACCUGAUUUGAAAGGCGAGUUUCUCUGUGGUCAUUGUGGCAAAACUUUCUGUCAUGCGGCAUCACUUAAUCGACAUCGUCUCAAUUUUCACGGAGAUGAUCAGCAUUGUCAAUUGUGCGAUGCAAAAAUUCCAGCUCAUGAGACAGUGCGCCGCCAUAUGGGCGUUCAUCACGCCAUAAAUCGAGUCUUUACUUGUGGGUGCUGCAAUUGGACUUUCCCCGAUAAAAAGGAGUUGCAUGCCCAUAACAACAGCAUGAUGCGCACUGGACAUCCGGGAGAGGCCAAGGCCAUAGCGAUCAGCAGCAGACCGCCAGGCUCGUUGUCACAAGCUGAACUCCGUGGUGAAGAGCAUGGCUCCCCAAGACCGGCAGCCCCAAAAUGUGCUCCACGAAAGAAGGACGAUAAGCCCAAUGCUGCACAACUGCUUUUUGGACAACUGAUGAGCUUACAGGCACAGUCGCAGUCUCCUUCCCAGGUAACGGUGUCAGCGGAUUGGCUGAAUGCAUUCGUACUCAAUAAUCCAACCCUUCUUCCAUUGCUACACCACCUUCAUGCAGCUGGAGACGCUGAGGUGAGCCGGAGCUUUCCUACCUUGUGCAAUCUAUGGAGAUAA